This is a messenger RNA of Staurois parvus, 1032 nucleotides long. The record is from the annotation of a GenBank genome assembly. Lineage: Eukaryota; Metazoa; Chordata; Amphibia; Anura; Ranidae.
AUGGUGACAAGUAUGGCUUCCAUUCUUGAUGGUGGGGAGUACAGAACCGAGCAUACCUUGGCAGGUCCUCUGCAUCCUGCUAUGAACAUGUCCUGCGAAUCUCCAUCAGGCAUGAGCCUCAGCAGCACCUACACCACGUUGACUCCCCUUCAGCACCUGCCACCCAUCUCCACAGUGUCCGACAAGUUCCACCACCCGCACCACCACCACCACCAUCAUCACCAUCAUCAAAGACUAACUGGCAACGUAAGUGGAAGUUUCACCUUGAUGAGGGAUGACAGGGGGUUGGCAUCGAUGGGUAACAUAUACAGUCACUAUCCAAAGGAUAUGACAACCAUGGGACAACCACUCUCCCCCCUUUCCAAUGGCCUAGGUACUUUGCACAACUCACAACAGUCACUAGGCCCAUAUGGUCCAGGUGGACAUUUAACUAAUGAUAAAAUGUUAUCACCAAACGGGUUCGACUCGCAUGCUGCCAUGCUGUCUAGGAGUGAGGACCAUCUGACAAGGAGCCUCGGCACUCCUGCGGCCGGCAUGAUGGCCCCUUUAAAUGGAAUGCAUCCACAUGGACACCACCAUGCAUCGUCUAAUGGCUCAAUCCUUGGUGAAAGGGACAGGCAAGCCUCAAGUUCUGGGUCGCAAGCCGGUGGCAAUGGUCAAGUGGAGGAGAUUAAUACCAAAGAGGUUGCUCAAAGGAUCACAGCAGAACUGAAGAGGUAUAGCAUACCGCAAGCUAUCUUUGCUCAAAGAAUCCUGUGCAGGUCUCAGGGUACUCUGUCUGAUCUUCUGAGGAAUCCAAAACCUUGGAGUAAACUUAAGUCGGGCCGGGAGACAUUCAGGAGGAUGUGGAAAUGGCUCCAGGAACCUGAGUUCCAAAGAAUGUCUGCGCUGAGAUUGGCAGGUAAGACCAAAGUUCACACUCCACUUCUUGGCUCCGCCACCUAUUGCAAAAAUCUAUUGCCAGCUUUACUUAGUCAUUUCUCAGUACUGGAACUGAAAAGCCUUUGUUUUAGAAUGGUGUUAUUACUUUAG